UCUAACCGUUACGAAGCGGAAGAGGCUAGGCCUCGAAACUGGGCCGAGUGUUGGCCCACGCUCCUUGGGCUAAACCCUAACGCAGAGCGUCCUCUCCUCUCCAACCCGACGCCGGCCUCCGCCUCCUCCUCCGCCCUCGCCUCCUUCCUAGCCGCACACCUUGCUGGUCUGGUUUGGGUUGACCCGGAGUGAGGCGGGAUGGCGCUGAGGGGCGUUUGGCAGCUGCAGAAGCUCGUGGUGAACUUCUGCGAUUGGGGAGGGAGCAGCAAGGGGAUCAGGGCUUUUAUGGAGUCGCAUCUUCCAGCUAUCAAGGAAAAGAAUCCCCAGUUAGAGGUGGUGACACAGCUUGUCCGUGGCCAGCAUCCUAACUUGAAGGGCAUUUACAAAAACCAUAAUGAGAGAGUGGUUUGCGUCAGAAACUUGGCACCUGAGGACAUAAUGCUGCAAGCUAGUAGGCUAAGGUGUUCUCUGGGCAGGAAAGUGGUGAAGCUGAGAACCAGACACGUGACGAAGCGGCCAAGCGUCCAGGGAACAUGGACGACGGAACUGAAGAUGUGAGUCAAAGUUCCUGAUGGCACGCACUCAGCAACAACCGUCUCAGAUCUAUAGCAAGAACUCCGUGCUGCUAUUAGACCUCUGUUCCGUCAGUAGUUAUUACAGUUUCAUUCUGUCUCCUUUUGUUUGAGCCGCAGUCUGAUAAUAACAUGUGAACUUGGGGAUUUUUUUUUUGUUAGUGUCACCUGUCUAGCUGAUAUUUUGAUGGCAAAUGCCUGAUCUUUAGACCAUUGCAUUCAUUAAAGCUGUCAGCGCAGAAUUUGUUCUGAAGGAAGGAGGAAUGUUCUGCAUGUUAUGACAGGACAAGUUAUAAAUGUAAAACUGUCAUGAACUAUAUACAUUGUGCCAUGUCUUGCUGUC
Molecule: messenger RNA, 915 nt
Organism: Triticum aestivum (bread wheat)
Lineage: Eukaryota; Viridiplantae; Streptophyta; Magnoliopsida; Poales; Poaceae
Product: 54S ribosomal protein L51, mitochondrial
Exons: 3
Coding region: 199-558 (119 amino acids)
Biological process (GO): mitochondrial translation
Cellular component (GO): mitochondrial large ribosomal subunit
Molecular function (GO): structural constituent of ribosome
Source: RefSeq, a predicted model, not a curated record